ACCCCGACACACCUGCACCCGUACACUUCACUUACCCUAACACACCUGCACCCGUACACUUCACUUACCCUGACACACAACUAUACUCCUGACGCCUUCCUCACCUCUCUGAUCUCUGACCCCACAGGACCUACAGAAGGUCAUUUACGUGGACGACAACAUAAGCAGCCUCAUGGACACUGAGAGCGGUGUCGUCACAGGUGGCAACACUGAGAAGGCGGGGUCAUCGGGCUCAGAGGGGCAGCAGACUGACACAAGCAGAGCGGGCAUUAGGACCCUGAGGGUCAGUCCUGAUGGACAGCACCUGGCCUCUGGAGACCGCAUAGGAGUCCUCAGGAUCCAUGAUCUGGACAGUAUGGAGGAGAUCAUGAACGUUCAGGCUCACGACUCAGAGAUCCUCUGCCUCGAGUUCUCCAAACCUGAUACAGGUGAGAAAAUACAGAAUAUAAAACACUGUAUAGAAAUACUGUUUAUUACAAAAUAUGUAAUAAGUUUCACGCACUCAGGACAAAAUAGGAUUCUGUUAUUUGUAUUUGAUGAGAGUAGCUUCACAUUUUGGAUCACACCCGCGGGCCGUCGGGUCCUGGCGGCAGCUUUUGGUCUGUGCACACAGCAACUAUGUUAGCUUCAU
Micropterus dolomieu (smallmouth bass) is the source of this 631-nucleotide messenger RNA. RefSeq names its product mitogen-activated protein kinase-binding protein 1-like. The record is from RefSeq and is a predicted model, not a curated record. The transcript has 2 exons. Gene Ontology annotation, molecular function: protein binding. The coding region runs from base 173 to 625 and encodes 150 amino acids. Lineage: Eukaryota; Metazoa; Chordata; Actinopteri; Centrarchiformes; Centrarchidae.